GUUCAGGGCGCAAAACAAGACAGAACGUUUCUCGCCCAGGGUCAAGACUCGAACAAAUUUAUGUUUAGAUUACUAUUUCAGACUUGAUUUACUGGAUAACUGUGUGAAAUCAUCAUGUCUGAUGAACCACCUCUGCAGAAGUCAAUAAUAAUCUUAGAGCGAGGGACAAUAGGUCUGGGCUUCAAUAUAAGAGGUGGAGUAGAUAAUCCCCAUAUUACGGGUGACAGUGGUAUUUUUGUAACCAAAAUACGGGAGACUGGGGCAGCCUAUAGAGAUGGCCGAUUGAAGGAAGGCGAUAAAAUAUUGACGAUAAAUGGAACAAGUCUUGUAAACGUAUCACACUCAGAAGCAGUCCAGUGCUUUACAAAUUCCAAGGCGUCGGUCACUUUAGAAGUUCUUCAUGGGGCACAAGAUUACAUAUUGAAACAUAAAGAACAAAAAAGAGAAGAAAAAGGAGACAAAAGCAAAAACAGUAAAUCUUCAGCAGGAACCUAUGUUGUGAUUGCAGCAGUUGUGGGAGUUGUGGUCGUUGGCUUUAUCGCAUAUCGCAAAUGUUAUUUGCGAAAAUAAAACUUUGUUGUUUUAGUUUUACAAUCUACUCAAAUUUACUUAUACACAUCUAAAUAGCUGCUCAGAAAGAAGGUGAAAUUUAUUCAUGAUAUAUUUACAGCAUAUAUUUUUACGUUAAACGGACCUGUAUUGAACUAUGUUAAAACUGUUUACAAUUCAGUUUUGUUGUCCCCUACCGGUUUCACCAGAGGGGACUUAUGGUUUGCGCUCUGUGUGUUCGUCAGUCUGUGAGUCUGUCACACUUUUCUGGAUCCUGCGAUAAAUUAAAAAGUUCUUAAUAUUUUUUCAUGAAUCUUGAAACAUGGAUAGAUGGCAAUAAGGACAUUAUGCACGUCAUUUCAUUUUGUUCCUACGUCAAAAAUUCUGGUUGCUAUGGCAACCAAUAUUAUUUCUGACAACGGUGGAGCCAGUAGGGGACAUAUAUUGCUUGGCAAUAGUCUUGUUGUUUGUGUUUGUUGCUUUGAAUGCAAAGAUGCAAUAACUAAUUAACUUAAUGUAUUAAAGUUGUUCACUAGAAACAGCUUCUUGUGAUUUUGCACCUAUUUGUUCUACAAAACCACCAAAUUCCUAAUUUUGUAAAAUAUGUAAAGCAUUAAGCGUCUAUCACUGAUUCAUAUUUUUAUAAGCUUUCCAGUUUUCAUUUUUAUUAGAGAUACUGACCAAGCAUAACUUUGUUUGUGCUUCAAAAAAUAAGACAUCUGAAUCAUCAUAAAAAAAUAAACAAAGGGUUGUGCUUAGAUACGUAAACUGAAACACCAAACAUUUGUGCAAAAAUGAACAAAGGUUUACAUUAGUGUCUACAGACAUUAAACCAUUGAUGCCUAGUCGAUUCUCCCAUCCUUCUAAAUUGGAUCAAUUUAUUUCCAAAAUAAGGGAUAUCCAGUAUAUUUAUUUCUUCUUACAGCAAAUAUUCCAUUAAGCAAAUAGCGCAGACCCUGAUGAGACGCCACAGCAUGCGGCGUCUCAUCUGGAUCUAUGCUGUUUGCCAAGGCCUUUUUUUCUAGAUGCUAGGCAUAAAUGGGUUACAGUGGGCUGGGUAAACUACACCAGAAUAGCAUAAUCACGACCAGUGUAGCUGGAAGCAGUAGCUCACUCGGCUGAUAAUACUCCUGCAAUGUAACACUCCUAUAGCAGGAGACUCAAGUUCACAGUUACUGAUGUUGUUGUGUGGCAUUUGUUUUUUGACUGUCAAUGUUUAAUUUAAAAACAAUUGUCUUCUCUUCAUAAAGUCAAGAAUGUCAAUAGUGUGUAAAAACAGCUUUUCCUUGCCUUUCAUUCCUUUUACGUGUGGAGAAUACCUUUUUGUACAUGAAUUAUACCAGAACAAAAUUACAAAAUAAAAACAUGAAUAAAAUUGUGUUUUAUUAA
Dreissena polymorpha is the source of this 1938-nucleotide messenger RNA. Its product is annotated as synaptojanin-2-binding protein-like. The record is from RefSeq and is a predicted model, not a curated record. The coding region runs from base 115 to 570 and encodes 151 amino acids. The transcript is spliced from 4 exons. Gene Ontology annotation, molecular function: protein binding. Lineage: Eukaryota; Metazoa; Mollusca; Bivalvia; Myida; Dreissenidae.